Molecule: messenger RNA, 627 nt
Organism: Cryptococcus amylolentus CBS 6039
Lineage: Eukaryota; Fungi; Basidiomycota; Tremellomycetes; Tremellales; Cryptococcaceae
Exons: 3
Coding region: 1-627 (208 amino acids)
Source: RefSeq, a predicted model, not a curated record
AUGGGCUCGUCAUCCUCCAAAGGUAUCAGGAAGCUCCCCAAAUCAGCCCUCCCGCAAUCAGCACGCGGCCAGAGGGUCCGUCUGCCCCAGCAAGCUCCACCGCCACCGAUCGAAGAACAGCCCGAGGAAGAGAGCUCGGGGCCUAUAGAUUAUAGCAGGCUGAAGGAGGAGAUCAACAGAGGGCAGAGCGCAAAGGGGACGGCAAUAGAUUUCAGUGGAGAGAAGGAUGAUGCACUUCAGCGAGAUGCUAUGGAUCCUCAGUUCUUACAAAACCUCCACAAGCUUGGGCCGGUAGAGAUCAAAGAUGCUGGAAAAUUUAUCCCCGCCGACUUUCAAAGAACACUUUCAUCCCGCAAAGAUAUCUACACUUCCAGCUCCCAGCUCGCCCCGCCCGGUCACCUCACCCUCCCCUUCCUCGUUAACCUCUUGGACAAACUGAAAACGCUUCCACCAGGCGCCGACCCGACACCAAUAUACAAACAGUUUGGAGUGGAGAAGGAAAAGAUGGAUGUGUUGAGAAAGUGGGUGAACAGUGUGAGCGUGGAAGAUGAAGAUUAUGUGACGGUGGACGAGGGGAAUGAGGUUCGAGAGAUGAAGUCUGUUUGGAUUGGGGGGCUCAAAAAGUAA